Molecule: messenger RNA, 675 nt
Organism: Talaromyces stipitatus ATCC 10500
Lineage: Eukaryota; Fungi; Ascomycota; Eurotiomycetes; Eurotiales; Trichocomaceae
Product: FKBP-type peptidyl-prolyl isomerase, putative
Exons: 6
Coding region: 123-482 (119 amino acids)
Molecular function (GO): peptidyl-prolyl cis-trans isomerase activity
Source: RefSeq, a predicted model, not a curated record
ACUUAAAGUAGACAACGUCUUCUUUCUUUUCCUCCUCUCUCUUUUCCUUUCUUUCAAAAUAUAUUCUCAUUAUUCCAAUCUACAUUCGACAUCUACAGAAUCGCCUUAUCUCUACAAUCACCAUGAGCUGGCAAAAAACCGUCCUCACCCCCGGCAACGGCACUGAUAUGCCCGCAGUCGGCGCCAACGUCAAGAUCGACUAUACCGGCUGGCUCAGAGACCCCAGCAACCCAGACCACGAGAAGGGAAAGGAAUUCGACUCCUCCAAGGGCCGCGGUCCAUUGGCUACACCUAUCGGCAGAGGUCGGGUUAUCAAGGGUUGGGAUGAGGGUGUUUUGUCCAUGACUCUCGGUGAAGAGGCCAUUUUGACCAUUGACUCGAGCUACGCCUACGGUGACAGGGGUUUCCCAGGAGUUAUUCCUCCCAAGUCCGACUUGAUCUUCCAAGUCAAACUGAUCGAAAUCAACGGCAAGCGAGCGUAAACUUCAGAAGAAAAAAAGAGGUAUGAGGGAAUGAAUGGUCUGAAAAGUUAGGAUGAAAUUGGACUAUUCGCGUGAACGACUUCCAUGGAUCAUGGAAAUGAGAACGAGAACGAGACGACCAUCUUAUAUCCUAUUAAACGAUCCUAUAUAGGGAAGAAAGAAAUUUGAUUAAAUUUCUUUGAUAGAUCUGUCA